CGCUGGUGGAGUUUUUUGUGGAAAAAUGUCAAUUUCCCUGGAUUUCAGCAAGAUUUGCCGGGUGUGCUGCCUCGAGGGCAGUAUGAUGUCGGUGUUCAAGGUGCAUAUAUCUAAGAAAUUGAUGGCCUGUGCGGCUAUUCAGGUCUGGCCAAAUGAUGGUCUUCCAGAUCAGAUAUGCACGAAAUGCGUGGCGAAAUUGCACAUUGCCUUCCAGUUCAAGAAGCUCUGUGAGAAAUCAGACGCUCGACUGAGACAGCAAGCGGCCAGUGCUCCUGUGGAGGCGCCGGAGAGUGUUGAGAAUCCGCCCAGUGAUUAUGUUUAUGUGGAUUGUCAGGCUAUCGAGGCUACCUCGGGGCAGUACGAAAAUCUCCAAACGUCGACUUACAGCACAAGUCUUCUGCCCACUUACUCCGGCCAAGGCAUCUUCCAGGCCUACACGGUGCCGGCUGUGGAGAUUCAACCGUCUGUUGUGACGCUGAGCACUGUCGCGCCUCCUGUUGAAUCAGCUCCACAGGAAGAGAAGAAAUACGUGUCAGAGGAUAAGCAAGAGUGCACGGAGAAGGCGAAGCUGAAGACUGACCAGGAGAGUUCAAGGCAGUGCCACAUUUGUGGUAAAGAACUAGUUUCUGCUGCUAAGCUGAGUCGCCACAUGAAGAUUCACAGUGGCGAGCAGCCGUACAAGUGCAAAUUCUGCCUGAAGCGCUUCUCGCACAGCGGCAACUUCAAAGUCCACCUGCGGAUGCACACGAACGAGCGCCCCUAUCAGUGCACCAUGUGCAAUAGGGCGUGUCGACAGCUGCAGGAUCUGGAGAAGCAUAUUCGCACGCACACGGGCGAAAAGCCCCAUCAGUGCUCCGUGUGCUCGAAGAAGUUCUCCACGUCUAGCAACCUGAUCGCCCACGUGAGGAUCCAUUCGGGCGAGAAGCCCUACGUGUGCAGCAUCUGCGGCAAGGCUUUCUGCCAGUCCAACGAGCUCACGAAGCACACGCGCAUUCACACUGGUGAAAAGCCGCACCAGUGCUCAGUGUGCCACAGGCGCUUCAACGGCUCCUCCACGCUCACAAUCCACAUGCGGAGUCACACUGGCGAGAAGCCCUACGUCUGCACGGUGUGCUCCAAGGCGUACUCCCAGUCGCGCUGCCUUCAGAUGCACCUCAAGACCCACACCGUCUACGAAGCGCCCCCAGACAAGCCGCCGGACAAGGCAGAGUCCUUCUGA
This is a messenger RNA of Phlebotomus argentipes, 1219 nucleotides long. Its product is annotated as zinc finger protein OZF-like. The transcript is spliced from 2 exons. Gene Ontology annotation, biological process: regulation of transcription by RNA polymerase II. Gene Ontology annotation, molecular function: DNA-binding transcription factor activity, RNA polymerase II-specific; RNA polymerase II cis-regulatory region sequence-specific DNA binding; zinc ion binding. Lineage: Eukaryota; Metazoa; Arthropoda; Insecta; Diptera; Psychodidae. Gene Ontology annotation, cellular component: nucleus. The record is from RefSeq and is a predicted model, not a curated record. The coding region runs from base 26 to 1219 and encodes 397 amino acids.